Messenger RNA from Protopolystoma xenopodis, 441 nucleotides. NCBI's taxonomy places the organism in Eukaryota, Metazoa, Platyhelminthes, Monogenea, Polystomatidea, Polystomatidae. The record is from the annotation of a GenBank genome assembly.
AUGGCCACUUCCACUUGGUCCGAUAUACUUCAGCCCGUGCUACGUGCUGUGCGACGGCCGGACAUCAGAGUCCAGAUUGAUUCAUCCAACUAUCAUCAAACCGCUACACUUCCUUGUGACCCCUGUGACUCGUAUCCCGUUCAAAUUGCAGGAUUCCCCGUCGACGUUGCUGAUUUAUCUACCUCAGAUUCGCUCCCCGCCCCAUUUUCACUACAUAAUCUUCAGGACGAACUUCAGUUCUGCGCUGAUCGACUCGUGGAAUUAGCAAGAAGAGCUUCAGAGUCACGAGUCUUCGUUUCUCCAUUUGCUAACGAGGCGCGUCGAUACGGUCUUAAUAUUGUUGGUACGUCGGAAUCCGAUUCUUUACAUGUGUAUGGUAAUACUUUUCGAAAGAAAAGGCUAGUGAGUGCUCGUGCUAAAACCUCCCGCGAAUUCCCUUGA